Messenger RNA from Choloepus didactylus (southern two-toed sloth), 1441 nucleotides. RefSeq names its product pancreatic lipase related protein 3 (gene PNLIPRP3). The coding region runs from base 1 to 1395 and encodes 464 amino acids. The record is from RefSeq and is a predicted model, not a curated record. Gene Ontology annotation, biological process: lipid metabolic process. Lineage: Eukaryota; Metazoa; Chordata; Mammalia; Pilosa; Megalonychidae. The transcript has 12 exons. Gene Ontology annotation, molecular function: protein binding; triacylglycerol lipase activity.
AUGAAGGCAACCAAUAGAAAAGCUGCAGACUUUCUUAAAUCAAAAGAAGUCUGCUAUGAAAGGCUGGGGUGCUUUAAAGAUGGUUACCCUUGGACCGGGACUUUGUCAAGAGAGUUGGCAGGUUUACCCCAGUCUCCAGAGGAGAUAAACACGCGCUUUCUGCUCUACACCAUACAUAAUCCCCACACCUAUCAGGAGAUCAGUGCAGUUAAUUAUUCAACCAUCCAAGCCUCACAUUUUGGAACAGACAAGAUCACCCGUAUCAACAUACCUGGUUGGAAUACAGAUGGCAAAUGGCAGAGACACAUGUGUGAUGUGUUGCUACAAGUGGAAGAUGUGAACUGCGUUAAUUUAGACUGGAUUAAUGGUUCCCUGACAUACGUCAGUUCUGUAAACAAUCUCCGUGUUGCCGGUGCUGAGGUGGCUUAUUUUAUUGAUGUCCUUGUGACAAAAUUUGGAUAUUCCCCUUCAAAAGUGCACUUGAUUGGCCACAGCGUGGGAGCACAUCUGGCUGGGGAAGCUGGAUCCAGGAGGCCAGGCCUCGGAAGAAUAACCGGAUUGGAUCCAGCUGGGCCAUAUUUCCACAACACCCCAAAUGAAGUCAGGCUGGACCCCUCAGAUGCCAACUUUGUCGAUAUUAUCCACACAAAUGCAGCUUACUUUCUGUUUGAGUUUGGCACUGGAACUAUUAAUGCCUGUGGUCACCUUGACUUUUACCCAAACGGAGGGAUUUACAUGCCAGGAUGUGAUUCCUUGAUUCCAUCUUUAUUUAAAUUGAUUUUCAAUGUUCAUACAAAAGAAGCAGUUUCCUUCUUUGACUGUCACCAUGCCCGAAGUCAUCGCUUUUACGCUGAAAGCGUUCUCAAUCCUGAUGCAUUUAUUUCUUAUCCUUGUAGCUCCUACGAAUCUUUUAAAGCAGGAAAAUGCUUCCAUUGUUCCAAAGAAGGUUGCCCAACAAUGGGCCAUUUUGCUGAUAGAUUUCACAUCAAAAAUAUGGAGCCUAAUAGAUCGUAUUAUUUUUUAAACACAAGGAGUCUCCCUCCAUAUGCCAGUUGGAGGCACAAAUUGUCUGUCAAACUCAGUGGAAACAACUUCACUCAAGGGAGCAUAUUUCUCCGUGUAGGUGGCACAACUGGAAAAACAGACGAGUUUGAGAUUGCCAGUGGAAAACUUGAACCAGGCAUGACUUAUAUAAAAUUAAUUGAUACAAAUGUUAAUGUUGGAAACAUUACAAGUAUUGAGUUCAAUUGGAAGACACAUUCAUUUGGACAGUCUCAGAAUAAAUUGGGAGCAGAAAUGGUGACAAAUGUUUCUGGAAAAUAUGGAUAUAGAUCUACCUUCUGUAGCCAGGACACUAUGGAACCUAAUGUUAUCCAGAUCCUGAAACCAUGCUAAUUCCCCGAUAUAGUCUUGGUGGAUUAAUUUAAUGGAAGCAAUGGGA